Molecule: messenger RNA, 574 nt
Organism: Perca flavescens (yellow perch)
Lineage: Eukaryota; Metazoa; Chordata; Actinopteri; Perciformes; Percidae
Gene: timm9
Product: translocase of inner mitochondrial membrane 9 homolog
Exons: 4
Coding region: 118-387 (89 amino acids)
Source: RefSeq, a predicted model, not a curated record
AACCGUUUGAAAGUGCGGUCGGACGUCAGUUGGUGUGUCACGUGCCCUUCAGUCCGCCGGAAGGAGCUCCAGCUGAACAGACCAUCGUGUGAAGUUCAGAAACGGAGAAUUUGAAUCAUGGCUGCCCAGGUGGCCGAGUCCGACCAGAUCAAACAGUUUAAGGAGUUUUUGGGGACGUAUAACAAGGUGACGGAGAACUGCUUCAUGGACUGUGUCAAAGAUUUCACCACCAGGGAGGUCAAGACUGAGGAGUCGAGCUGCUCCGAGUCGUGUCUGCAGAAGUAUCUGAAGAUGACUCAGCGGAUCUCGAUGCGGUUCCAGGAGUACCACAUCCAGCAGAACGAGGCGCUGGCCGCUAAAGCCGGGUUGCUGGGACAACCGCGCUGAACCGGACCGGACCGGACCAGAGAUGUUCUGACACAGAGACCAGCAUGUGAAGAGCAACGGUACCGGCGGGUACUGGACUUUAUGCACCGGUCUGAUACUUAGUUUAUCUUGAAAGAAAAUCUACUUUAAAGUGCCCAUAUUAUGAAAGAAAUCCCUUUUUCUGGUGAUUUGGGGUGUUAUUUUGUGU